Messenger RNA from Oryza sativa Japonica Group (Japanese rice), 903 nucleotides. RefSeq names its product ethylene-responsive transcription factor ERF015. Gene Ontology annotation, molecular function: DNA-binding transcription factor activity; transcription cis-regulatory region binding. The record is from RefSeq and is a predicted model, not a curated record. Lineage: Eukaryota; Viridiplantae; Streptophyta; Magnoliopsida; Poales; Poaceae. Gene Ontology annotation, cellular component: nucleus. Gene Ontology annotation, biological process: positive regulation of DNA-templated transcription; response to stress.
UCCUCCUCGUCAUCGUCAUCGUCUUCCUCCUCGCGUCGCCGAUCACCUCGCCAUGGUGCCGCCGGCGGCGCACGCGCCGAAGAACCUGGGGCUGAGGGGGGUGCGGCGCCGGCUGUGGGGCAGGUGGGCGGCGGAGAUCCGCGUGCCGCGGGGCCACCGCGCGGCCGCGAGGCUGUGGAUCGGCACGUUCCCGUCCCCGGCGGCGGCGGCGCUCGCCUACGACGCCGCGCUCUACUGCUUCCACGGCGGCGCGCCGCCGGGGAACCGCGCCUUCAACUUCCCGCACGCGCCGCGCCUCCGCAUCGACGACCGCCGCCGCCACGCGCUCACGCCGGGCCACGUCAGGGCCAUCGCCGAGAGGUACGCCCACGACGUCGGCUCCGUCCUGUUCCGCCCGCUCCCUCCGCCGCCGCCGCCCGUCGCCGCCGCCGCCGUCCCCGUGUUCGCCGCACCUGCACCGCCCAUGGCGCCGGCGCCGGCCAACCAUGCUGCCGAUCCUUACUACUGCAACGAGCCUGACACCACCACAGACGAGGACGUCAUGGCUGCGGCUGACCGCCUCCUCUCCAUGGACAUCGAAGAGGUCGCCGCUUUGAUCGCCAUUGUUCAGCAAGGAGAGUGACCAUAUCUACAACUUCUUAGCUAGCUAGUUACACCUUCUAUGUAGCAUGUGUACUAUGCACUUUUGUGGUUGUGUUGUGCUGUCCUAAUGGUGUAACUAGCCAUAUCAAGGAAGACAUGCAUGAUCUAGAGUCUAGAGUACUCUAGCCAUGGAAUAAAUUAACUUAGUCUGUACUUGGUCAUGCACCUUGUGUAUGAUCCUUGUGUAAGAGAAGUGUAAUAAUCGGUUCUUGAAAAGGAACUGUUGUUAUAUAUGAGAUGGAUGUUGUCAUGAAAUGGAAA